Castor canadensis (American beaver) is the source of this 1661-nucleotide messenger RNA. It is a transcript of the gene Cfp, whose product is annotated as complement factor properdin. Lineage: Eukaryota; Metazoa; Chordata; Mammalia; Rodentia; Castoridae. The record is from RefSeq and is a predicted model, not a curated record.
ACAAAGAAAACAGGACCAAGGGUGACACAGGAAAUGGAAGAGGGAAAGAGGAGGAGGCAGAAGGGACAAGGGAGAGGUUAGAGCUGAAGAGGCCUGCAUGAUACCCUCCCAGUUCCUCCUGCCAUAGGUUCCUCUUUCUGGAAGCUGGUCAGCCACAUAAAGCCUGGCCUCCCCUCUGCCAGGGGUACUAGGGUGCAGUGCUCAACAUGACUGCUCAAGUGCAGGUUCUUCAGCUGCUACCGCUGCUGCUGUUGCUCACCCUGCCAGCCACAGGCUCAGACCCCGUGCUGUGCUUCACACAAUACGAGGAGUCCUCUGGCAGGUGCCAGGGCCUGCUGGGGGGAGGUGUACGUGUGGAGGACUGCUGUCUCAACGCUGCCUAUGCCUUCCAGGAGCAUGGCAGUAGGCUCUGCCAGCCAUGCAGGUCCCCACGAUGGUCACCAUGGUCCUCCUGGGCUCCCUGCUCGGUGACGUGUUCUGAGGGGUCCCAGCUGCGACACCGGCGUUGUGUGGGCAGGGGUGGGCAGUGCCCUGAGAAGGCGGCUCCUGGGACACUUGAGUGGCAGCUACAGACCUGUGAGGACCAGUCAUGCUGUCCUGAGAUGGGUGGCUGGUCUGGGUGGGCACCCUGGGGGCCGUGCUCUGUCACCUGCUCCAAAGGAACCCGGACUCGCCAGCGAGUAUGUGGUAAUCCUGCCCCUAAGUGCGGAGGCAGCUGCCCAGGAGAGGCAAAGGAGUCAGAGGCCUGUGACACCAAGAAGGUUUGCCCCACACAUGGGGCGUGGGCUGCCUGGGGCCCCUGGAGCCCCUGCUCAGGUUCCUGCCAUGGUGGACCCCAAGAGCCUAAGGAGACCCGCAGCCGCAAGUGUUCUGCACCAGAGCCCUCCAAGCAACCUCCCGGGAAGCCAUGUGUUGGAUCAGCCUAUGAACAGCGGGGCUGCACUGCUCUGCCACCCUGCCCAGUGGCUGGAGGCUGGUGCUCAUGGGGUCCUGCGACCCCCUGCCCUGUGACCUGUGGCCUAGGACAGACCCUGGAACAACGGACAUGCAGUUGCCCUGUGCCCCAGCAUGGGGGCCCUGUCUGUGCUGGUGAUGCCACCCGGAUCCACAUUUGCAACACAGCUGUGCCCUGCCCUGUGGACGGGGAGUGGGAAGCCUGGGGGAACUGGGGCACCUGCACGCGAUUACACAUGAAGACCAUUAACUGUGAGGAAAUCCCGGGCCAGCAGUCACGCACGAGGAUCUGCGGGGGGCGCAAGUUUGAUGGACAGCGGUGCCCUGGGAAAUACCAGGAUAUCCGACACUGCUACAACAUCCAGAACUGCGUCUUGAAAGGAUCAUGGUCACAAUGGAGUACCUGGGGUCUGUGCACACCCCCAUGUGGACCCAACCCCACCCGUGUCCGUCAGCGCCUCUGCACAGCCUUGCUCCCCAAGUUCUCGUCCACCGUAACCAUGGUCGAAGGUCAGGGUGAGAAAAAUGUGACCUUCUGGGGGAACCCACGGCCUCUGUGUGAGGAGCUGCAGGGGAAGAAGCUGGUGGUGGAGGAGAAAAGACCAUGCCUGCGUGUACCUGCCUGCAAAGAUCCUGAGGAAAAACCCUAAUACCUCUUGCUUCCCCUCUGACCCCCGACCUUCCAGACCUCAAUAAACCAAGCCUCU